CCCCCCUAAACACCCCACAUUAUUUCUCUGAAAUUUCCUUCCCAACUUACAAAGAAAAAAAGGAGCAUGGAUCAGUUGGCUGGUAGAAGGCCUUAUUUCAUAGAGAAAGAUGAUGGAUUGGCCUCCCUUACAAUGAACCAGCAUCACUACUCUUCGAUUUAUAGGCCAAAUAUUACUGCUUUAUCUGAACCCCAUUUCUUGGAAGCUUGUUUUCUUUGUAAGAAACGACUGGGAGAAAACAAAGACAUCUACAUGUACAGAGGGGACACACCGUUCUGCAGUGUAGAAUGUCGACAACAACAAAUAGAGAACGAUGAAGCCAGAGAGAAGAGCUGGAAUCUCUCUGGAUCGAUGACAGCCUUGAGAAAUAAGGAUAAGAAGAGGACAUCAAACUCACAAGAAUACCCUUUACAAACCGGCACUGUUGCAGUUGUUUAACCUUAACUUCUUUCUUUCUUUUCUCAAAAAAUCCCUCAAGAAAAGAGAGACAGAGAAAAAAAAAAGAGGAAAAUUUAAGCAUUUUCCUUAUGUAAUAUAUGGACUGUAUUAAAUGAUAUCCCUUUUCUGGUUUUGUGCUG
This is a messenger RNA of Olea europaea var. sylvestris, 578 nucleotides long. RefSeq lists its product as uncharacterized. The record is from RefSeq and is a predicted model, not a curated record. The transcript has a single exon. Lineage: Eukaryota; Viridiplantae; Streptophyta; Magnoliopsida; Lamiales; Oleaceae. The coding region runs from base 67 to 438 and encodes 123 amino acids.